This is a messenger RNA of Rhagoletis zephyria (snowberry fruit fly), 2188 nucleotides long. RefSeq names its product Adenosylhomocysteinase like 1 (gene AhcyL1). The record is from RefSeq and is a predicted model, not a curated record. Gene Ontology annotation, cellular component: cytosol. Gene Ontology annotation, biological process: L-methionine cycle. NCBI's taxonomy places the organism in Eukaryota, Metazoa, Arthropoda, Insecta, Diptera, Tephritidae.
ACUACGAUAUCUUCGGUGUAUUUCUGGACAAACAUUUAAUUCAGUUUUUAUUUAACAAGCGACUUGGUCGAGUUGAUAAGUUUAAUUUGAGGAGCACCAAGGAUAUUGUGGUUGUGUCCAUUGUGUUGUUCUUCAUUUUAGUUUUUUUAAAAGAUUCCUUUGGGUUUUUAUUCCGAUUUAUUUUAACUAUUUAUUGACCAAGUGUCAGCCAGCCGCAUAAAAAGCAACAAAAUCGCUGACGUACUAGGCCAAAUAGUUCAGCAGCUGUGUGUUAUAAGCCAGCUGUGCGGGGAAUAAAGUGCAUCGAAAAGAAAGGGAGACAAACUUCUAUAGAAAUAGAAAAAACUAUUCUCAAAUACAAUUGCAUCACGUGAGUAUUACGUGAACGUCAAAUAGUAGAAGGAAAAACGCAUCGCAGCAAAACCGACUUAACUUCGAUAAGAGGAAAUAUCCUCAAAGCGGCUCCAUCCAGCUAGGCCAUCGCCGUUAACGCAAAUUACUUUAAAUUUUUUUUUGUGGACGUUUUCCACAUAUUUUCCAAAAGCACUAAAUAAACCACAACCACGUCUCAACACGACAUGAACAACCUGCCCGACACUCCAAUACCCGAUCCGGGAUCUAGCGGUGAUAAACAAGAGGUUGCCACCGCCGCCGCUCCAAGCAAGUCAAGUGCACUCAAAAAGACCAGUCGUUAUCGCAGUCGUUCUUUAUCAGCUUCAUCUACGGAUUCUUUUAGCUCGGCAUCAUAUACUGGCAGUAGUUCUGAUGACGGCGACGAUGUACCGCCACGCGAAAAAGUUCAAAAGAAUACCAAAGGCAAUUCGGACUUUUGUGUACGCAACAUUGCCGGUCAGCAUGCUUUUGGUCGGCGAGAAAUCGAAAUUGCCGAACAGGAGAUGCCGGGUAUAAUGGCACUCAGGAAGCGGGCUGCCGAUGAUAAGCCGCUAAAAGAUGCUAAAAUCGUCGGCUGUACGCACAUCAAUGCACAAACAGCGGUGCUCAUUGAGACUUUAGUGGAGUUAGGCGCAUCAGUGCGUUGGGCUGCAUGCAACAUAUACUCGACGCAGAACGAAGUUGCCGCCGCCUUGGCUGAAGCGGAUAUUCCGAUCUUUGCAUGGCGCGGAGAGACGGAGGAGGAUUUCUGGUGGUGUAUCGAUCGUUGUGUAAAUGCGGAGAGCUGGCAACCGAAUAUGAUAUUGGACGAUGGCGGCGAUGCAACGCACCUAAUGCUGAAGAAAUACCCCACAAUGUUCAAGCUUGUAAAGGGCAUAGUGGAGGAGAGCGUUACAGGAGUCCAUCGUCUGUAUCAAUUGUCCAAAGCUGGCAAAUUAACUGUGCCUGCAAUGAAUGUCAACGAUUCGGUAACGAAAACGAAAUUUGACAAUCUCUAUAGCUGCAAGGAAUCCAUACUGGAUAGCUUGAAACGUUCAACGGACGUUAUGUUCGGCGGCAAACAAGUGGUCGUUUGCGGCUAUGGUGAUGUCGGCAAAGGAUGUGCACAGGCGUUGAAGGGACAAGGUUGCAUUGUAUAUAUAACGGAAAUAGAUCCGAUUUGCGCAUUACAAGCCAGCAUGGAUGGCUUCCGCGUUGUUAAGUUGAACGAAGUGAUACGCAACGUGGAUAUUGUGGUCACAGCGACCGGCAAUAAGAAUGUUGUUGUGCGUGAGCACAUGGAUAAAAUGAAGAGUGGUUGCAUCAUAUGCAACAUGGGUCACUCAAAUACCGAGAUCGAUGUGAACGGCCUGCGUACCCCGGACUUGACAUGGGAGAAAGUACGUUCGCAGGUGGAUCAUAUUAUCUGGCCAGAGGGCAAGUAUAUUAUAUUGUUAGCGGAGGGUCGCCUCGUCAAUUUGUCAUGCUCCAGCAUACCGUCGUUCGCUGUGUCAAUUACUUCAGCCACGCAAGCGCUCGCCUUAAUCGAAUUGUUCAAUGCUCCUCCUGGCCGCUACAAGUCCGACGUAUAUUUGCUGCCGAAGAAAAUGGACGAGUAUGUGGCAAGCUUACACUUGCCAACGUUUGAUGCACAUCUGACAGAAUUGACGGAUGAGCAGGCUAAGUAUAUGGGUCUAAACAAGGCCGGACCUUUCAAGCCCAACUACUACAGGUACUAAAAAUUGUAGAGUGGAAGAAAAAGCGCUGUGCAAUUCUGGAAUGGUUUGUGUGGGUAUGAAUGAGAAUUGAGAACAAA